GUGGCCAAGCGGUGGCAAAUACCAGAGAAUAGGAGAAAAGGAACUUUACAAAUCAGAUUUUGAGAAUCUGGUUGUGUUGCAAGAGAAAAGUUAUACAUACACCUUUUGGAUCUUACCUUUUGCAAUUUCUCUCUGUAACAGAUUAUAUUUUCCAGGAUUUUGUUGGCAUAUUCUGAUUUUUCUCAAUCCAAUGAAGAAUAGAGAAUCUAUGCAGUAGGCCUCUGCAGUUUUCGAUCCAGUUCCUGUUGAUUCUAUGGUUUGUAAUUUAUUGAAAUAUUUAGAAGUUCCUAAGUGCUUUCCCUUUCCGGAUUGCUGUUACGUGAACUGCCACUUUCACUACAGGUGCAGCACAACUUAAGUUCUGGUUUUGCUUGGAAAUCUCUUUGCUUUCAUUGAACUUUGAGGAUCGAGCCAUUUCUCUUCUGAAACUGGCUUAAAUGUCAGGGCUAGAAGGAUUAGAGCCAUAUGAUGGCACAAAAGAGAAGACAUCAGAUUUUGGGAACCCUGAGGAUGAACGACAGAGAUCGAAAAUUGGGUCUUUAAGGAAAAAGGCAAUAAAUGCUUCAAACAAGUUCACUCAUUCUCUCAUGAAAAGAGGGAAAAGAAAAAUUGAUUACAGGGUUCCUUCAGUCUCUAUUGAGGAUGUGCAUGAUGCAAAAGAGGAGAGUGCUGUCUAUGACUUGCGUCAGAAACUCGGCGACAGAGAUUUGUUGCCAGUUAAACAGGAUGACUAUCAUAUUUUGUUGAGAUUUUUGAAAGCAAGAGACUUUGACAUUGACAAAACCAUACAAAUGUGGGAAGAGAUGCUUAACUGGAGGAGAGAGUUUGGAGUGGAUACCACACUGGAGGACUUCGAAUUUGAGGAACUGGAAGAAGUGUUGCAAUGUUACCCCCAAGGAUAUCACGGGGUUGACAGGGAAGGCAGACCUGUUUAUAUUGAAAGGCUUGGAAAAGCUCACCCAAGCAAACUAAUGUGCAUCACCACAAUUGAUCGCUACUUAAAAUAUCAUGUUCAGGAGUUUGAGAAGGCCCUUCACGAGAAGUUCCCAGCCUGUUCUCUAGCUGCAAGGAGGCGGAUCUGUUCAACAACUACAAUCUUGGACGUGCAAGGCCUUGGAGUUAAAAAUUUCACAAAGCCUGCUGCUAGUCUAUUUGCAGCCAUGACGAAAAUUGACAAUAGUUACUAUCCCGAGACACUCCAUAGUAUGUUCAUUGUUAAUGCUGGACUUGGCUUCAAGAAGGUGAUUUGGCCUGCUGCACAGAAGUUUUUGGAUGCAAAAACCACUGCAAAAAUACAGGUUUUGGACCCUAAGUCUACGAGGAAGCUACUAGAAGUCAUUGAUCCAAGUCAAUUGCCCGACUUCUUAGGUGGAUCCUGCACUUGUUCUGUUGAGGGAGGUUGCCUAACAUCCAAUCAGGGUCCAUGGAAUGAUCCUAAAAUAAUGAAGAUUGUGUAUAAUGCAGAAACAACUCUCGUGAAACAGAUAACCAUAACAGCCAACAGCCAUCAGAAAAUUGAAUCUUAUAUUCAGCUGCAUCCACUCAAGGGGAAAACAAAUGGUGCAUUGACAGUUGAGUCAGGGUCAGAUGACGAUCCUUGCUCUCCGAGUAGAAGAAAUGUCUCUAGGUCUACCCUAUUGGCUCCUAUUCUUGACGAAGCCCAAAUACCAGAUAAUAGUAUCUACUACAAUUGCAAUGAUCAUUUUACUCCAGUUGAUAAAGGUAGUGAUAACGAUCAAGGAAUGGAAAAUUUUCAGCGUCAGUCUUCUAUUACAGACAACUCAAGGAAUUUGAAUGGUGAUGAAAAACGGAAUUUAGAAGGUUCUCUGUUUACCAAUUGGUUUGACACUAUCCAGGAGAAAAUAAGUUUAUCAUUAGUCUCAAGAACAUUGAUGUCUUUCACGAUCAAACAUUUUGCCUCAAUUCGUAAUGUGCCUUUUGAAUACUGGAGAAGACAGACGAAUGCUUAUCCAUCCAACGCAUUGGAAGGUGAACCAAAACUAGACAGUCAUCCACCAGCUAAUGCUGAAGCUGUUUGUGAAGACCAGGUCCUUCCAUGUCUGCAGCGUCUCCAGAGAUUGGAAAAUUCGUUGGAAGAACUAAGCAAGAAGCCUGCUGAAAUUCCAUUACAGAAGGAUCUAAUGCUUAAGCAAUCUAUGGACAGGAUCAAGUCCUUAGAGCUUGACCUUGAGAAAACAAAGAGGGAAAUACAUGCUACAGUGAUGAAGCAGCUUGAGAUUGGAGAGUUGCUGGAGAAUAUGAGGGAGUCCAGAUUUCAUCGAAGAAGGUUGUUCUGGCAAGUUUGGAAAGCAGAGAUUUGAAGACACUGCAGCAGCUCGGCAAAACACAAGAUACUACGCAGGAAAACUUCGUAUGGCAAUCUCUUUUUCCUUUCCUCUCGCUCUCACGCGCCAACAAUCUCUUAGAUGGAGCUGGGUUUUUCGGACAAGUUACACUGGGCUGCAGCAUUUUUGUCAUUUGCAUGCCUAUAUGCCAUGUGUAUGUAGCACAGUAUAGAAAAUGAAAAGGGGUGGCAGCAUUUUUUUAACUUUGCUGUCUACUAUCUAAUUUAACAUGUAUAUGAGCCUCUCCAACUGAAUUUAGGAAUAUUGGCUAAUGUUUUGCAGUAAAAGAAUAGACUUAUGCAUCACACUUGGUGCAUCUCAUGGGCAAAACCCAAAUGUAUGGAGAAAGUGGUUCACCGUACUGUCAUUUA
Messenger RNA from Olea europaea var. sylvestris, 2716 nucleotides. Its product is annotated as phosphatidylinositol/phosphatidylcholine transfer protein SFH13-like. Bases 438 to 2321 code for a protein of 627 amino acids. NCBI's taxonomy places the organism in Eukaryota, Viridiplantae, Streptophyta, Magnoliopsida, Lamiales, Oleaceae. The record is from RefSeq and is a predicted model, not a curated record. The transcript has 15 exons.